Misgurnus anguillicaudatus (oriental weatherfish) is the source of this 1697-nucleotide messenger RNA. Lineage: Eukaryota; Metazoa; Chordata; Actinopteri; Cypriniformes; Cobitidae. The record is from RefSeq and is a predicted model, not a curated record.
CACAACAACGGCCGUGAAGAGUCAAGGGCUCGUUAUAGUCGUGCGUAGGUCCUACGGCGUAGCAUCGACGUCGUAGCCUACGCGUCGGUUUUCAUUUAUACUUCUGCGUCGUUGUCCGCGUCGACGUGUAUGUACACAUGCAGACCGCUAGUCGGCAGUAUCCGAGAAAAUCUAACUAACAGUAGCAGCAGUGCAACAGCCGAAGAAGCGGCAUUGUGUAUGUUUGAAAGAAACAGGCAGCAAUGGCGGCACGUCGACAGCGACUAUUGUUGGAGCUUGAAAUGUUAAACAUUGAAGAACAGAUUAUUUUUCUAAAACUACUAAAAAGGAAACGACGACGAAAUGACAGAAGAUGGGGUGUUCGACCAUUGCAUCAAACGAGAGAGAAUGAAGGAGAGUUUGUCACGCUUGUCCAACAGAUGCGGGACAUGGAUGUGGAGAUGCAUUUCCGAUAUUUUUGUAUGUCGGCAAGUCGAUUUGACGAUUUGGUUCGUCGUUUACAACCCUUUAUAAGUCAUCAGUCAACCCAUGGUAUGCCAAUAGAUCUUCGGCAAAGACUGGUAGUGACCCUUCGUUUGUUAGCUUCAGGUGCUAACCAACAAACAGUAGCUGCUAGCUACAAAAUAGCGGCAUGCACAAUGUCUUCUAUUGUGUCCGAGGUCUGUAAAGCACUUUGGAAAGCAUUGCAGCCAGAGUUUCUACCAUGCUGCAAUGCAGCGCAGUGGGAAGCUAUCGCAGCUGAUUUUUGGCGGUUGUGGAACUUUCCGAACUGUGUUGGAAGCAUCGAUGGAAAGCAUGUAAACAUCAAGGCCCCGCCGUCAUCUGGUAGUGACUAUUUUAACUACAAGGGUGUACACUCCAUUGUCCUUUUGGCUACCUGCGACGCCAGGUAUAGAUUUACCAUGGUUGAUGUGGGAGAAUACGGGCGAGAAAGUGAUGGAGGAAUCUUUAAGGAGAGCACAUUUGGUUCCAUGUUGCUCGAGCAGAAACUGAAUCUGCCCCCGCCAGCCAAUCUCCCAGGGACCAGAGUCACACUGCCACAUGUGAUAGUUGGAGAUGCUGCUUUUCCACUUCUGAAUAAUCUCAUGCGUCCCUUUCAAGGAGGCGCAACCAUGACAAUGGAAAAGCAGAUUUACAACUACAGACAUUCCAGAGCCAGACGUGUUAUCGAGAACAGCUUUGGAAUUUUGGUGGCAAGAUGGAGAGUUCUGGGACGAGCCCUGGAAUUCCAUCCGGACAAAGCAGUCGAUGUUGUGAAGGCGUGUGUCAUGCUUCACAACUUUCUCACAUACACAGAUGAAGUGAACACGCCUGCAAACCGAUACAUCCCUGCUAAUUUUGUGGACACAGAUGCUUCUGGUGUCCCUCAACCUGGGGAAUGGCGAGCGGUUGUUGCAGACAAUGGUACUUUACAUGCACUUGAUCCACGCUACCUGUCAAGGUGCCGUACCAGUAGAGCUUCUAUGGGUGUUCGUAAUGACCUAAUGUCAUUCUUUUAGUCACCACAAGGACUUGUACCAUGGCAGAACCACAUUGUUUGUCGUGGACUAUUAAAUAAUGUUCUCUAAACAAUCUGAUUGUUAAUAUGUGACUUGUGAGAUGCAAGUGUAAGGCCAAAGUAUCACAUUUUGCUGAUAUUGAUGCUUCUGUGAGACGAUGAAACAUUCUUGGUCAAAAGGCAUAUCAAAUAAAUGUGA